CCUGCCAAGCCUGUCACGCCUUACACCUGUCGUGUGACAAUAAGAACCCUUGCAGUAGAUGUACCAGAUUGAAGAAGGACUGCUUUCCGCGUUAUCCACGCUUACCACGGGUUCAUCCAGGGAGGCAAAGUUCUGCGAAAUUCGGCGGCACUAGAUCUGACCCGCUCCGUGCCUGUAACGACCGGUUCAUCGGCGAAGUACUACAAAUACUUUCAUUGCGCUGCGGUUGCCAGCAAACGACAGCGGCCGGGCACUCAGACGGAGCUCAGAGGGUCGAGGGAGACAACAUUGGAGCCGUCGCCGACAGGCUUAAUUGGCUUGCUCAGAAUCCCAACGUUGUACGAGCGCUCGACGAUACUCGGCUACAAUGGAUGUUCAGAACCUGGGCUUGCAUCAUCGACAAAUCCGGCCCCAACACCGAGCAGACCCCGACGGCCAUCGACAUACGCACAGCACCCGUCACCUUAACGCCGCUCCAGACAACCGGUAUUCCGUCGAACCGUCCCGUUGCAGCCCCGCAACUGAAUCAGCCCGCUCAGGCCUCAGGGUUCCAGUUGCCCGCUGAGUAUCGAAGCACAUAUCCGCCGGCAGCGCACUCUAUCAGCAUCUUUCCAAGCCAAGUCACCGCUUCUCAGACGGCUGUGGGCUACCAGCAGCACGGCUCGGCGUCGGGCGAAGAGCCACCAUGGAAAAGGCAGAGGGUCGCUAGCUACGAGCAAGGAUACGCUCCCAACUUGAAAGAUACCGCGUCCUAUUUUUGUCAACCUCCGAGCCUCCCUCGAGAUAUUCUGGUGACGCGUGACCAGAUCCAGACCGCACACCCCACUGCGGCCGCUCCAGCUUGUGCCGACGGUACAAACACUAUCACGAGUAUGAUGCGUGGGUCUUACGUCGUAUUUUAUCCUUCGUCCCUCCUGACUUCACCGUUCCGAGCUAUAUAUAGCCCAAUCUCGUUCACGCUACAUCCUGGAGGUUAUUACCAGGCAGGCCCGAUUCUGGACUUGAAACUUCGCGUUAUUGUACGCCAGGAAGCGGAGAUCUUCCCCACCGACAAGCCAUCUUCCUUUGAGAUACCAGCAUCGGAAAUUGUUAAGCAGCUGGAGCGGGUUGGACGGAUAGCUUCUUACAGCAUCAGAAAAGGCAAGUUCGUCAAUGUUGCAGUCGUUGGCCGGACUUUCGAGCUUCAGUGGGAGGGAUUUCACUUUAGACCAUCAGAGGUCCAGAGUAUGACCCUGUAUAACCUCAUCUCUACAUUUUCACGAUAAAUUCAAGUACAGCACCUUCUGUUACAAUUCGUCCCCCCCGUGGAAAUUCUUCCCACAUAUAUAGCCAGUCUCCCUCUUCCAUGUCCGGCCCAUUCUCAAAGGCGAUAUUCUCGCGAAACGAUAUCGAAAUAUAUACGGCGACGAUGUUCUCGAUCUCGUUGCUCUCGUCCGAAAUGAAUUUAAGCUGAUCCUUCUUUGCAUUGAUCUAUCUUUGGUAAGCUUCUUAGCAAAGAGAUUAGGGCUAUCCAUCCUUACCGCAUUAGCUAGCAUUUCCAAAACCUGGUCCUUUGUCUUAUUCUUUACGUCAACUGGCAUCUUGUAGAUCGUUUCUCGUGUUUUGACUUGGCUUG
Parathielavia appendiculata is the source of this 1615-nucleotide messenger RNA. RefSeq lists its product as uncharacterized. Bases 372 to 1265 code for a protein of 297 amino acids. The transcript is spliced from 4 exons. The record is from RefSeq and is a predicted model, not a curated record. NCBI's taxonomy places the organism in Eukaryota, Fungi, Ascomycota, Sordariomycetes, Sordariales, Chaetomiaceae.